Molecule: messenger RNA, 2273 nt
Organism: Drosophila melanogaster (fruit fly)
Lineage: Eukaryota; Metazoa; Arthropoda; Insecta; Diptera; Drosophilidae
Exons: 1
Coding region: 110-1411 (433 amino acids)
Source: RefSeq, marked reviewed
GGUCCAUCAGAAAUCUGUGUAUAGCAUCUACAAUUUUUGUGUUUUGUCAAAAGUGAAAUUUAAAGUGAUACGUUUGCUGUCUCCUUACUUCAUCAACAACCAAAUUGCAAUGGACAAUUAUGAGAGGGCCAGAAAACUGCAGGAGGAGGCGGGAGUUCCUCCUGGGGGAAUCAAGCGGUGCUGCUGCAACUGCAGGAGAAAGCUGGAUCCCUACCAACUGUUUGACGAUAAUGUGGAGGAUAUAGCCAAGAGCCUGGCGCAGAUAAUGCUGAUCUGUGGCAUCAGCACAAGCAAAUCCAGCGCUGCCAGGUCGAUAAUUAAGAGGGCUUUCGUUUACCAUGAACGACUGCGCACCAAUUGUCCACCAAAUCCGGCUACUGACAGUCGCUUGAAUCGGGAGGACCUGCUCCAGGCUCUGCGACUGAAGUGCGAAAUGGAACCGGUGGAGGCGAUGCUCACCUAUGCCAUCAUCAAGCGGGCCUUUAAGGCCUUCUAUCACGGCAAGCCACCGGUGACGAUCAGCAAUCCCAUAGUGGAUGCGAUGGCGGUGCACACCCAAUAUGCUGCUUGGAUGCAUGCGGCGCACAAGACAUCCAGGAUCUUCGACAACUACAAGGCGGCCUUCUUUUGGGCCCACAAGCACUACGAGAGGCAGAUCAAUCUGGUUUAUGCAGCGCUGUAUCAACGGAUGACUACCAGAUCGGAUCCCCUCCUGGUGCCGGGCUGUCCUUGCAAGGGCUGUUCCAAGCAGGAAGUUCCCGGACAUCCCAAGGCCGGCCAAAGGCAAAUGAUGAAGAUCAAGCUGUCGGAGGGUGCAGAUCUACCAGAACCCUGCAUCAUCUGUGGCUUGCAAGUUCCGCAAAUGGAUAAGGAGGUCAGGAUGAAGAAGCCACCGCGUCCGAUCAUCAACCAUGAGGUUAAUCUACCCAGAUGCCAGCAGUGCAAUUCGCCCUUCCUCAUCUGCGAAUGCAACAUCGAUCAGUUGACGGGCGAGCAGUUUGGCGAAUGCGGCCAAGACUCCUACAAGGUGAAGUGGUAUCGUCUGGAGGAACCAGUGGCCAUUUCCCAACCUGUUUCCCAACCGCUUGGCGAAGAGGAGCAAGAUACCAGCUAUGAUGAAGCUGUGGAACCCCCAGAGGACUGGGACAAUCACCAUUGUCCCAUCGACUGCAAGCACGACUCCUGCAGCGAGUCCUCGAAUGUUUGCCACAGCACUUCUUCAUCUGCAUCUUCGGGCAGUGAUUUUGCCACCUGUUCCGACGGCGUGGACAAAGAGGAGGAUGUUGUGGCCAAGCUGGAGGAUUAUCUCAACAAACUGUGGGCCGAGGAGGUGGCUCAGAAGAGGAAUCCAUCGUAUGUGCCGCGAACGAUUCAUCCUCCUGGUCCGAAGUGUAUGAAGUGCAACGACUAAUUUUGUACGUUUAAAUUUUGGCUAUAUAAAUUAUUGAGUGAUGAAAAGAGAGCUAUUGUUGACCCUUAAUAGCCAGAAACAAGUAGUCUAAGUACAGAACGUGUUUUCUCACCUCUGCUACCAAGUUUGGUUCAACGAGCUGCCACCAUGCCACCAUGCCACCAUCCGGGCCACCCACUCCCACACCUGGGGAAUCGAUCGCCCACACGGGAGCCGGCGCUUAUCACACGCCCACAGAUCGCGUCUUGACAAUGGCCACUUAAAAUGCCAUUGCCGGUUGUAAUCGCCACUAAAUUGCUGGCACCUCGGCUUAUUCGCGGCUGGAGGACGGAAUGGGACGUGGCAUUCGAUGGGAUGGAGCUACUGUUGUCAUCGCCGGCUGCUCCGCCCAGCAGCUCCCAGGAGCUUCCACAUAAAUCGCUGCCUUUAUCUAAGCACUUGCAUCUCGCGCUGGAACAGAGGCUCCUCCAAGCUGCACCACCAGGAUGGUGCGGAUCCGCGGAUUCGGGCCUGUUCACGCUCCUCGCCGCUUAUCAAUCUCAGCUCAUCUGCACGCAGAACAGAACAGAACCGAACUAAACCAAACUGCAACUAAAUGGGCAAAAAGAACCCAAGUCGAAGAACAUCUUCUGCGAAAAAUAAUUCCGCAACUUGUCACAUUUUGUAAGAUUCAAAGUCGCAGAGACAGGCACUAAACUGCAGACGCCUCUGCGCCAGGGAUUCUGGGAUGGGCCUGCAAUGAAAGGAGUCCUUGACUGUCGGGAUUUAACUAUUUUUAUAGGGUAUUCGUAGAUAAAGGGGCAUACUCGAAUGUUAACAGCUACAUAAAUAUAAUAAUUAUUAAUGGCAACAUAUUGAUCUU